AUGAUCAGCGCCUCGCAACCCCAGGCGUCCAGGCUAUCGGCCUACCUCGCGCGGCUGAAUCCCGUCCCAGCCUUCCCCGAGUACACCGGGCCCUACAAGGUCGGCACAGUCGACGUCGAGAUCCCCGUCUCAGACCUCCCGUCUCCCGCCCCGCGGCCCGACAACGCCGGCGACGUCGAGACGGUGUUGUUCCGCGUCUUCUAUCCGGCGGUUGCCACGUCCAACGAGAAGCUCAUCAGCUGGCUGCCGGCGCCGCAGAGACACUAUGUCUCGGCUUACACAAAGUUCAUGGGCGUCGGACACACCCUGGCAGAGCUGCUCUCGUUCCUCCCCCGACACCUUCACUACACCUCCAUUCCCGCCCACAAAAACGCCGUUCUAGAAUCCGCAACCACCGACAACGAGCGAUGGCCCACCAUGAUCUUCUCCCACGGCCUCGGAGGCAGCCGCAACUCGUACUCGUACGUCGCCGGAUCGCUGGCCUCUCACGGGGUCGUCGUCUUCUGCCCCGAGCACCGGGACGGCAGCGCCGUCACCUCGUUUGUCCGCAUCCCUGAACAGUCUGGCCGCCAGUCCCGGAGAAUCAUCCCGUACAACCGCAUCUCGCAUGAUGUCUCGCCCGAGGUGUACGAGGCCAGAGAAGCGCAGCUGAGGAUCAGACUGUGGGAGCUGGGGCUGGUGCACGAGGCCAUCCUGGCCAUGGAUGCCGGCCGGGAGCUCAACAACCUCAACGUCUCUACCACGAGCCUCACCCAGUUCGUCGGCCGCCUGCACGUCAACGAGCCCGGCAGCGUCAUCUUUGCCGGCCACAGCUUCGGCGCCACCACCAUGUACCAGCUCCUCAAGAGCACCUACUACGCCGGUACUCCAGAAGUGGCCGCCAUGGAGAAGCCGCUGUUCACCCCUGCCGAGGACAGCGACAUCCGGAAGCAGGUGACGGAGAAGAACGUAACCAUGCUGCUGGACAUGUGGUGUCUCCCCCUGCUGGCCCCCAACUCGGCUCCGUUGUACAACCUUCCGCUCCCGAUCUAUGCCGACGUCCCCUCCGCACCGGGCGGCACCGCGCUGCUGGCUGUUGAAUCCGAGGCCUUCUUCAAGUGGCCCGAGCAUCUGCAUGCCACAGCACGGCUGCUGUCGCCCGACCCGUCGUCCAAGGUCGUGACGCCGGCCAUCUUCGAGCGGCCCAGCGGCAACAAGCUGCCCGAGCCCAACUUCUUCUACGUCAGCAGCUCAGCCCACCUGAGCCAGUCCGAUUUUGGCAUCCUGUUCCCGCUGCUGACGAAAAAGAUCUUCAACGCCGUCGAGCCCGAGCGCGCGCUCCGGCUGAACCUCCGGGCGCAGCUGCAGCUCCUCCGGGCCAACGGCAUCCCCGUCGCGCGGACCUGGAUCGGGGACCUCGUCGACGGCGGCUACGUGGACAAGCUGGACCUGGCGAAGAAGCGCUCCAGCGAACACAUUGCCGCCGACGGGCUCAACGACGACAAGGCCAUUUUCGACAGGAGCGGGACCGGCCUCGUCGACCACUGGGUCUGGAUCGACACCAUUGGGCUGGGCGAGCCGGAGGAGCAGGUCAGCGGCGAGUCGACGACGGAGAAGAUUGAGAAGAGCGAGGAGCAGAUGAAGGGCGAGCUGGAGCCGAGUGAACAGACUGCCGAGGCUGCCCCGUUGAAAGGUGUCACUCUGCCCCAGGGCCAGGGCUGGCAGGCGAUAUGA
This is a messenger RNA of Trichoderma citrinoviride, 1713 nucleotides long. Its product is annotated as PAF acetylhydrolase. The transcript has 2 exons. The record is from RefSeq and is a predicted model, not a curated record. The coding region runs from base 1 to 1713 and encodes 570 amino acids. Lineage: Eukaryota; Fungi; Ascomycota; Sordariomycetes; Hypocreales; Hypocreaceae. Gene Ontology annotation, molecular function: 1-alkyl-2-acetylglycerophosphocholine esterase activity.